Messenger RNA from Pelmatolapia mariae (spotted tilapia), 987 nucleotides. It is a transcript of the gene mfap3l, whose product is annotated as microfibril associated protein 3 like. NCBI's taxonomy places the organism in Eukaryota, Metazoa, Chordata, Actinopteri, Cichliformes, Cichlidae. The transcript is spliced from 2 exons. The coding region runs from base 1 to 987 and encodes 328 amino acids. The record is from RefSeq and is a predicted model, not a curated record.
AUGUUUUUGCCUCAUAAUCCUCACCUCUCUCACUGGCUCGCCACAUUCUUACUGCUCAAUUGCUGGAAAGCAGGUGGAGCUCACAAUGGGUCAGAGGUGGUGACCUCAAUGCAGCGGGCUAGCAUCCCAUCCAUCGUGGUGAAGGAGGGGUCGAGCAUGCUGAUUACGUGUAACGUGACCGGGACCCAUGAUAACAUCAGCUGGUACAACUCUAAAGGACCCCUGCAGGGUGACAACGCAGGUGGAAGGUGGCAGAUUCAAGAGGAAGGCAUCCUGAACAUCACGGAGGUCUUGUUUGAGGACCGUGGCAGCUACACCUGCGUUGCCUCGAGUGCCAGCGGCGGCACCCAAAACUACACGGUGACUCUUCGCGUUGCCUACUCUGACAGUGGCUUGGGGCUGCAUUUCGUCGUUGUGUGCCUGGUGGCCUUCACCAUCACCAUGAUCCUCAACGUGGCCCGCCUGUGCAUGGUCAGCAGCCACCUCAAGGAGAUGGAGAGGGUCAUCAAUGAGUUCUUCCGGACAGAGGGCGCAGAGAAGCUGCAGAAGGCAUUCGAGGUCGCCAAGAGCAUCCCCAUUGUCACUUCAGCCAAGACGGUGGAGCUCGCCAAGGUCACGCAGUUCAAAACUAUGGAGUUUGCCCGUCACAUCGAGGAGCUGGCCCGCAGCGUGCCAUUGCCGCCACUCAUCCUAAACUGCCGGGCGGUGGUAGAGGAGAUGGGGGAGACCGGGAGCCCUGCAUCAGAACACAUAGAGUCGACUGUGGCGAAAGGGAACAGACAGAUUACUGCCCCCCCCAACCCCGACAAGGAUGGAGAGGAGCAGGCACUGCUUUCAAGCAAAGGGCAAAGGAAUGAUGGAGGUGGUGACUACGUCAAAGUGUCCGUCCAUACAGCUUCUGAGAAGACCGUCAGUGAGGAUAGAGGACCCGCUGAUGUGCUCCAACCAGGCACACGAACAUCUGUGUGUUAUGACAGUAACAUAUGA